Hyalella azteca is the source of this 4741-nucleotide messenger RNA. RefSeq names its product B-cell lymphoma/leukemia 11A. Gene Ontology annotation, cellular component: nucleus. Gene Ontology annotation, molecular function: DNA-binding transcription factor activity; RNA polymerase II cis-regulatory region sequence-specific DNA binding. The record is from RefSeq and is a predicted model, not a curated record. The coding region runs from base 149 to 3301 and encodes 1050 amino acids. Gene Ontology annotation, biological process: regulation of transcription by RNA polymerase II. The transcript is spliced from 3 exons. NCBI's taxonomy places the organism in Eukaryota, Metazoa, Arthropoda, Malacostraca, Amphipoda, Hyalellidae.
UAUUUGAUCGUUCUUAUACACCUCGUUAUUAAAAAAAAGUUUAUUAGAACAUUUGUGAUCGCAAGUAUCUGAAAUAUUUCAUAUCGAAGCGAAUGGUGCUGUGGAGCACAGCAGGACCACAGCACUCAGCACCACAGCACACAGCAGCAUGGAGGUGCUGUACCCCAGCAACCUAGCACUACUCAGCAUGUUCCUCAAGCAGCCUCCUGGUGCUAGUGCUGAUCCAAUGCUGCUAGACCUCAAAAAAGAUGAAACUCGUCACGAAAAAACAGACGGGCUAAGCAGCAACGUCGGGGGCGGCGGGCCCGUGCCAACGUGCGCCGACGUCCUAACGUGCGGUGUCUGUCAGAAGGACUUCCUCCUAGCAGACAUCCUUGGCUUCAUCCAGCACAAAGUCCACUGCCAGUCCACAGCAUCAAGUCCCAACCACCACAACCGCAGCACUUCAGACGAGUCCCACUCAGACGAGGCUAUUAAAGACCUCAGCAACCUCAGCACCCUCAGCACUAACCUCAGCACCCUCAGCAGCGCCAGCAGCAGUGCCUGUCAACAACAAAUCAACACCAGCAGCAGCAGCACAACAAGCAACAACAACAACAAAACAAACCCCCCGGAGUUGGUUGUUGAUAUGAAUGGGGGAUUGGGGUCCCCGACAGGGGGUUUAGAUCCCCCCGCAACCCCCGAUGAUGACAAAACCAAAACCGGAAACCCGGAUGGGGUUUCUGGAGACCAAGACCGGACCACCCCGCGCCCCGGCCAUCAGGAGGACAAGAGGAAGAGGGAGGACCACGAGGACGCCGAUGGACAGACUUUGUCCAUAAGGAAGAAGGCCAAGAGCGUUCAGGACGCCGGCGCCAACACCAUCAAUAGCGAGCCGAGCCGCUGCGUGUGCGGGACGUGUGGUGUUGUGAUGAGCUCCGCGUGGUCUCUUGUACAACACGUCCAGUCCCUACACGGUAUCCUAAUCUACCAAGACCUGUCUCGCUCACCACUUACCACACCAAUCACUCCACCUGCUCCACCCAAGCCAUCAUAUUCAUCACCGCUGGCGUCAGUAUCGUCCACCGCCACCACUCCUUCAGCCCACUCCCCCCACCAUCAUAUGUCACUCCUCGAUCCCACCAAGGUUGACCUAACCAAAGUAGAUAUCACCAAAGUUGAUCUCUCCAAAAUGGACUUCAACAAAAUUGGUUUGCCGAACUCUUCAGUUUCUUCGGGUUUGCAAACUCAUGGCUCUGUUCCGAGUCCGCUUCUCGACCCUAACCACCCAUUCAACCUCUUGAGGAUGCCUCUAGACGGAAGGACUCCCUUUCCUCCGGGCAUUGCGCCUCCUUUCGUGCGCCCUGGGCACGACUUUCGUAUGGACCAACUCCUGCAGGAAGGACUGCGUCUGAACCCAGGACUGCUACCUCCACAUUUUGACCGGCAGCCCUUUCUUGACGCCGGGCUGGGCUCUACCACUCCUGCGUCGCUCAAGCCCGUAAAUCCUGCAGGAAUUACAGCUACCACCAACACCUCAAACGCCAGUCAGUCUGGCAACAUCAUGAUCAGCACCAGCAGCAUGAAUACCACCCCAACGUCAUGCUCCGCUGAUCAAAACGUUGAAUUCUACUCUCAUCGGUUACGUCAACUGGCCGGGACAACAAGCCCCACAAGUUCUACGUCCCCGAGGAAAACUCUACCUACUCCUCCGUUUACUUCCCCUUAUGGUCCAACACCCUCGACUCCCUCCACACCUAUACCUUCUCAAACUCCCACGUCCUCGAGAGGAGAUGACCUAAACGGCAGCUUGAACAACGACAAAGCCUAUAGAUGCGACCUCUGCCACAGGAGGUUCCGAUGGGAGUGCAAUCUGGUGAUGCACCAAAGAGUCCACACCGGGGAACGAAACUUCAGAUGUUAUAGAUGCCACGAAGUGCUGACCACACCCCAGAUGGUGAGGUCUCACAUGAGGACACACAGAAAAGUUUCGAGUGAAAACAGCACGUCACCCGACUCAUCACGACCACAGGUUGACGAAGACGUCAUUGAAGAAGAGGAAGAAGAUUGUGAUGAAGAUAUCGAGAAUGUCGAAGAUUGUGACGACGAUGAAGAUUCUAAUCCAUCGAUCACAGACAGUAUCGACGAUGAGAACAGGGAAGAAUUGAACGAUGAUGCACCGGAAGAUUUGUCGACGUCUAAACCAACACCCACACACACGCCGACUUCACACAGCGUUUCGUCAAGCACCUUCCCAGAGAACAAAGACCGAUUGAAAGUUAUUGACCAACCUAAAUCAGUGGUCGGUGAGCUUAUGGACCGUUUUGGAUUAUCUAACAUAAGCACCUACAGCGAAGCGUAUAUUCAAGCUUUGAAGGAAUCGAGUCGUCUUAUGCACCACUUGCCUCCUCCUCCGCCUCCUCCACCCAUUAGUCGAGAGGCCAAACCCCCUUCCCUUAACAAUGGAAUGGAGAAAACCCUCAAGAUUAGGGACGAUUUAGCCAAAGGAAUUAUCAAUGGUCAACAGUCGAUGGAUAUCGCGCAUCAAACGCUGUUAGGAGCAUUCGACAAUCAUUACGAUACUCAAAAACGAUUAGGAAAUCACGGUCGUGAAAGUGCUAACAUUUAUGGCAACUUGUGGUUGCCUUCCUUGACCAACUCUGGGUCAAUCCCAAGGGACUUGUUUCCAAGUCUGCCUCACAUCGAGGCGUCGUUUCAUCAGCAAAGGAAACUUUUGAGUGACCAGCAGAUGAAACAUGGAUCAGACUCACCCAUCACGCUUACGAAACCUGGUCCCAGUUCGACUCCAGGAUCGCACAUGACAUCCCUUAUAGCCAAGAAAGAUAAAGGCAGGAAUGACACUUGUGAAUACUGCGGCAAAAUUUUCAAGAACUGUUCUAACCUGACGGUUCAUCGUAGGUCCCACACGGGAGAGAAGCCAUACAAGUGCGACUUGUGCAGCUACGCGUGUGCUCAGAGUUCUAAACUAACAAGGCACAUGAGAACCCAUGGCAGAAUCGGCAAAGACGUGUACAGGUGCAGGUUCUGCGACAUGCCGUUCAGUGUGGCAUCGACAUUGGAGAAGCACAUGCGGAAAUGCGUUGUGAACCAGAACUCGAAGGGCGGUGGUUUAUACCCUCCUAUUUCCGCACCCCCUCUUGAGGGUAUCGAAUAUAAGGGUAUUCAUUUCACUUCAGUGAUAAGCAAUGAUACGGAUAAACCCCAAGGGCUCUUCACCCCCCAUUUCACGGCAUCAGUUUCAUCCAACCCCCUCACAGACGACACGGGGGAUUCUUCCAACCUCUCAGGAGGGGCAUCUUGAAUAUAUUUAUUGCCUAAUUUGCCAAACGAAGCCAAAUUUCUUGUGUAAAAUAAUGGUCAUGCCAACCUUUGGAAGGUGAAAAUGAAAGUUUGUUAACGUUCAGUGCAUUUACCAACCGAAAUAAAACAAUAAGUAUCUUCGAUAGCUGAUUAAGAUGAUCGAAGCGAACCCCAAAUCGUUCAUCUUGCUUUUGCUCCCAGUCAUUUUUUGUGAAGAACUCCACCAUGUCUUCCCAAAAGAAAAAUUCAAGCAAAUAUUCAUUUCGAGUUAAAUGAUUGAAAUAUUCAGAGUUAGUCUUCAGCAUGGAAUUUCUAGCUACAUUUAGCUUACUGAUAUAUCGUGUCGCCCUCUUUAAAGAAUAAUUCACUCAUUUAAUAUGAAUUUGUUUAUGAAUUUAGGACCCUGACUCAGGUCUUAUUGCACAAGGCUUCCUAUUCACUUGGGUUACUCAAUUCUUUCGUCACUUUCACUCACUUUAUUCACCGGUUUGACUUUCCCUCAACUUCGGAUGGAUUAAAAAAUAAGUUUUGGUAUGUAUUUCUGUGGAAAUAUCAGGCGAUAUUGUAUUCUUUCAAUUUGUAUAAAGUAAUGCUUGAGUUUCCUAGAACCUUAGUUUGAUGCAGAAUAAGAGAGCACUAGGUUGUUGCACUAAAUUGUUACUUACCAACUGUUUCAGUUGUACCAAAGUUUUAUGUAUAUGAAAUGUUUAAACAUUGCGUUACGUGCACUGGGUUAUUAUUCUAAUUUCCUAUAAUAAUAAAAUAUUUUGCUGGUGCAAGUUACGAUCGAACUUUUCCAUCGAAGCUUCGGUAAUUUAUCCUGAAAGUUAUGUUUGCUCGGGGAAGUAAUGCCAGGAAUUAUGUCUUCGCAUUGUUGGAAUCAUGAAAAAAGCGCACUAACGUUAUUAAUUAUCAACACUGCUGAUAUUUAAUGUGCUCUACACUCCAACAAUGUGUAUAUAGGCUUCUCAGGAGAGAGCAUUUACCUGUGCAUUCUUUCCCGUUUUGAGUUUAGGACUUUAAUUGAAUUAGAAUUUCCAGCGCAUUUUCUAGAUUUUUUUCAAAUUUCUGUAAAUGUUUUUAAAUCAUUUUGAGAAUAUUUAGAUGCGUAAAAAAGUGUUCAGACUCCCGAACCCUCGCAUGAAGCCGUGACUUAUGUAAAGGAGGCGGUUUGUUGUAGGCAUUAAUGGCCGACCGGUGGCCACCUAAGAAGCGCCGAUAAUCGGCCAAUAGUUUGAUCGUGGGUUUAUGCUGUUGUGCUGUGACAGUUUGGUAAUUGUGACUGUUUAUAUGAAAAUUAUCAGUACUGGUUGAUGAUAUCACACUGUGACGCCUAUAAGUACAGAAAAUGAAAUAAUAAAAAUUAAUUUUCUUUAAAUUGGCACAAAAAUUCUGUUUCUGGACGAACUUAAAUUUAAUCAAUUUUCUAACGAGAUUCCUC